Molecule: messenger RNA, 1735 nt
Organism: Mustela lutreola (European mink)
Lineage: Eukaryota; Metazoa; Chordata; Mammalia; Carnivora; Mustelidae
Gene: FCRL6
Product: Fc receptor like 6
Biological process (GO): cell surface receptor signaling pathway
Molecular function (GO): transmembrane signaling receptor activity
Source: RefSeq, a predicted model, not a curated record
AUGCCAGCAUUGUCCUCUCAGCCCGUGAAGCGCGCCGGUGUUUGUCUUCGCAUCCCGGGGCCUCGUCGGUUUGAGCUCAAGGUGCAGGCGCGGCCCGGCAGGUGCACGCGCCGCCCCGGUCCGGCGAGCGGCGAGGGGCCCCCUGGCGGCGAGGCCGAGCCUGGCAGCCCCGACGGCGCCCAGUUCGCAGCAGUUCCCUGUGUUGGACAAACCGGCUGGUUGUACCUCCGAAUUGCCAACCCCAUGUUUGAGGGCAACAUCCUGAGUCUGCAGUGCCGAUGGAGGAAUGGAGCUCUGUCCCUGGCCACGUUCUACAAAGACGGGAAAUCACUCCAUGACCCAAAGGCCAAACAGGUUCUGCCCAUGGGGACAGCAACACUGCAAAGCAACGGCCAGUACAGCUGCACUGGGAAGGCAAGCUUCCUCCCGCACCUAGGCACACAAAGGUCAGAGACGACCACGUUUCAAGUCACCAGCUUCCAGGGGUCGGGGGAGUGGGGGCUGGGGUGCUGCUCAGGGAUCUGGUCCCUAGAGGCCAGCAGCUCUCCUGCCGGGAAGGAGGGGGAUGCCCUGGGCCGUGGAAGCACCCUGAACCAGCCCAGCCACUCAGUCCCAGAGACCCUGGGCCAGACCCUGCCCUCUGGAGACCGGAUGACCGACGAGACCCUCUGGCUCUGGUUCUGGUGGUGUGGGGUACAGCUGAGAGAGCUGUUCCCACCUCAGGACAAGCACCGUGAGGGGAGCCCGCCGACCCUGAGAUGCCAGACGGAGCUGCACCCCCGGAGGUCGGCCUCGGGACUCCUCUUCUUUCACAAAGAUGGCCGCACCUCGCAGACCCAGGGUCCCCACUCAGAGCUCUGCCUCCCAGAAACCCGGGAGGGAGCCUCUGGGCUUUACUGGUAUCAGGCCACCGCAGAGGAGCAGGUCCAGAAACAGAGCCCCCAGCUGGAGGUGAGGGAACAAGGUCAUGGGAACCCAGGGCCCGUAGAAAGGGGUCCCGGGGAGGAGGGGCCCGGAGCUUGGUCAUUCCACCCGAACGGGGAGAUCCAGGGGAGCCGGGGGGCUCCCCACGGAAGAGCCGCCCCCUUCCCCUUCCCUGUGACGUCACAGCAGGAUGCAGCGAGCUACUCUUGCCAGGCCGAGAACGAUGUCUCCAAUGAGACAAGUGAGCCCAGGACGCUCUCCCUGAAUGCUCUCUGGUGUCCCCUGGACCACCCUCAUUCCGUCUACAAGCUUCCUUUGGGCCACGCAGUUCCCCCUGAUGCCAGCCAUCCUGCCUCCUCCGCGCCCGUCCGGGGUGCGUUUCUGAAGUCCGUCCUCAGUGCUCGUGGUCACCCCACCUCACCCGUGGGUCCUCGGGGCUUGUCUGCCAUCACCAGCAGCCCCUGGCUGGCUCCUUGUCUAUCUGCGAGCCUGCCUGGUGUGCUGGUCGCCGCCACUGCACUUGUGGUGUACUUCAGACGCUGGGGAAAAACCGGUCAGUGACCUCGGUGACUUUCUUGGCGGCUGAGUUCCUAUGCCAGGCAGCCCAGCCUCUAAAGAGCAUCUCAGAGGACCAGCUGCUUCCUCUUCGGGUGCUGGGUGGGAGGAGGAACUUCUCUUCGGGUGUCACACAAAGGAGCCCGCGGAGGGACUCUAACCGCUUCCAAAACACACACACGCGCGGACACACACUGUCUCACACCCACAGUCACGCAGAGAUGCACAAAGCCACGACCGCACACCCGGGCCUGAA